AUGCAUUCCAGCUCCAUGCAGUCAAUUGGGAACCAGAUUGGCUACAAAGUUCGAAACAUUGCUCACUAUGGCCAACCACAGAUCGAAAUCAACCUCGACGGUGGCCAUGGGCCUACCGGCCGCUAUGUGACCAGUUACUCCACCAUGGACACCAUCACGGGAACAGUGUCCGUGACCGCCGCCCACGAUACGAGAUUCGAAGAUAUCGAAAUCGCAUUCACGGGCACAAGCCAAGUCUUCGUCGACAGGCUCACCACCACCCCAUCGAUAUCAGGCCGCACCGAAGCCACACAUCGAUUUCUGACCCUCAAGCAACCAAUCAAUGAAGCCGACCUCCCUCAGCCAAGGAGCCUAGUAGCGGGCAAGAAAUAUGUCUUUCCAUUCAUCUUUACAAUACCAAGCCAGCUUCUUCCGCGAGCCUGCCCCCACACAGUGGCCUCGGAUCACGUCCGCGAGACUCAUCUGAUGCUACCACCAAGUCUGGGAGACCCGGACCUAGCCGGCCACAGCGGCGCACUGCUGGAUGAUCUAGCCCCAGAGAUGAGCAAAAUCAUAUACGGCAUCAAGGCUCGGAUAACGCAGAUUCGGGAAGCCGACGGCGCUGUGUCGCUCAUAGCAGAAAAGAUGAAAAAGGUCCGCGUCAAGCCAGCGUUCGAGGAGCAACCCCCACUCAACGUUGAUCCAUUCGACCCCGAAUACCGCAUCCGCCACGAGAAGGUUAUCAGAAAGGGAUUCUUCAAGGGUAAACUUGGUACUCUAACAGCCCAGAGCGCUCAGCCGAAGCCUCUAGUAAUCCCAGGAGCCCGAAGUGUCCCAAAUGCACAGAUAACAACUAUGGCCACCGUUCUGCUACGGUUCGACCCCGCAGAUGAGAGCAAUGCGCCACCGAGAUUAGGGUCCUUGGCGACGAAAAUGAAGGUCUCUACUUUCUACGCUUCAGCUCCAAGGCAGAACUUCCCCGCUCGGGCUUCGCUUGGAAUCGACCUCACACAGGGAGUGUACCAAGAAAGUGUUUCUCUAUCUUCGCUAUGCGUUGGUUCCGCACAAUGGAAGAAGCACACGUCUGCCAGCAAUCCGGCAUUGGAUGACAGCAUCGAACGCCGCGACUCUGGCAUCUCGGACUGCUCCUCGACCUCGGCAAACAAUGCUCGGAACGCUGGGAUCCUGACACAGCCGAAGAACUAUCAGGGCGGAAGUUUCUAUACAGCCAAAAUCCUCGUCCCAAUCACGCUCCCCAACAACAAGAACUUCAUCCCCACCUUCCACACCUGCCUCAUCUCUCGCAUUUAUGGACUCUCACUCCAGCUCUCGAUCCACGCUCCAGGCGUCAGUGACCCUUCAGUCCACCUGAAAGUACCCAUUCAGAUCUGUGCCGAAGGAAGCAUCACCGGAAACGAGAAUGCAAGGGCCCGGAGCGUGGAAGCUUCCGUAGCCCGCGAGGCUGAUAGCAUGUUCACCCCGAGGAGCGUGGCGCCACCGAACCCGUAUGCUCAUGAGAGAGAAGAUCUGCCGCCGGAAUACGCCGUGUAUGCACCUCGUCAUACUUCUGGAGUCACGGUUGUGGGGUGA
Messenger RNA from Lindgomyces ingoldianus, 1569 nucleotides. Its product is annotated as arrestin. The transcript has 2 exons. Lineage: Eukaryota; Fungi; Ascomycota; Dothideomycetes; Pleosporales; Lindgomycetaceae. Bases 1 to 1569 code for a protein of 522 amino acids. The record is from RefSeq and is a predicted model, not a curated record.